Chara braunii is the source of this 1924-nucleotide messenger RNA. NCBI's taxonomy places the organism in Eukaryota, Viridiplantae, Streptophyta, Charophyceae, Charales, Characeae. The record is from the annotation of a GenBank genome assembly.
GGUGCCGAUCUGUGGGGGAGAGCUUCGGGACGGAAGGGACAGUGGGUGGCCAUAGCCGAUCGCGACUUUCUGGUGUGACGAUUGCCAUGGAUGUUCGGGGAGGCGGGUUGUAUGGCGAAGAGUGCGAGGAUACGAUGUUGAUGGUGGCGUUUUUUAUCAUCCACUGGAUGAACAGACGCAACGCAGCCGCCAUGGCGGUCGUGGAGGCUGUUUCGGUGAUGCCAUUCCUGUCCCAAAACGUCUCCGCUGCGGUUGCACUACUCGCGGGGGGGACGUUGCAUGGUUUUGCUCUGGGGGCUUUGGCGGCUGAGAAGGUGGGAAGGAGAUUGGACCUUCGACGCCGUAUGUGGGUGGUGGAGUGCAGUGGCGGUGUGUGGAAAGACCUCCAGCAAGUGGGGGCUGAGCACGAUAAGGUGUUCACGCGGUUUUGCAGACUUCCACGCCCUCUCUUCUUGGAAGUUAUGGAUCGUAUCAGCCCGCAUAUCCAACGUUCGCCCACGAAUUUCAGAUUGUCGAUACCUGCCAGUCAGAAGUUUGCGUGCGCGAUGAUCAGGUGGGCGACCACCGGUUAUUACAGGCAGUCCUCCCAUGGAUUGGGCAUGGGCCUAGCGAGUGCUUUGCGCAGCAAUGUGGAAGUAGCCGACGCCAUCAUCGCAGAGUACGGACAUCUUCUGCGAUUCCGGACAGGACAACGACUGGAAGACGUACUUCACGGGUUCGAGAGGAAAGGCUUCCCCGGGUGUGUAGGCGCAAUAGAUUGCACUCAUUUGUAUAUCGAGAAGCCGAAGGGAGUGCAAUCAGAGUGCUUUUACCACCAUAUUGGGGGGGUUUCUGUUGUGGCGCAGUUCGUGUGCGACCACGAGUGUCAGAUCGUCAGUGUUUAUGUCAGCUGUCCGGGCUCUGUGCACGAUUCCAGAGCUCUACGUAUGUCGCCACUGUUUGAGAAUGCCACGGCAGGCAAAGGAGUGUUGGGUGAAGGAGGUGCGAUACUGCACGAUGGCAGACACAUCGGCUGGUAUUUGAUAGGUGAUCAAGGGUACCCGCUCCUCUCGUGGUUGAUGACACCAUUCGGCCGCUUUGCUAAAACGGCGGCGGAUCGGGCGUUCGAUGAGAGUCACAGUGCAGCAAGGUCGUGCAUCGAGCGGACAUUCGGGCUUCUGAAAGCCGUGUGGAGGAACUUCAUCCGACGACACAUUUGCAACCUGGCGACCAUCAUGAAGGAGUUCAUGGCCGUGUGUAUUCUACACAACCUUGUGAUAGAGCGCAACGUCCAAAUAGACCCGGCGUUGAUGGGAGAUAGCAGCAACAGCGAGGGGGGGGAUGGUGGUGACAGCAACCUUCGGCGACGACGGCGACGCCGUCGAUUCCACCGCCAUCUUGCAGACUUGAACAUUGAGGCCGUCCCUUUUGCCGACCCCACCUAUGGCGGUGACCUUGCGAAGCACGCCAUGGAGAGUUCGGUUGAACACGUACGUCACCACGUUGCAGUCCACGGCGCGCCGCCACCAUGCCCGUGGCGGUAGUGCGGCCGUGUUCGAUCGAAACGUUGUGUGAGAGUAGGCGGUGAUAGUGGGCAGCGCUUUCAAAUGCGGGGGGGUUGCGAAGGGAGGUCAUGGGCAGUAGAAGAGUGGGCGGGGGUGUACGUGAUGUGAGCGUCUUGCGGGCAUGGUGCCUUUUUUGCUCCCUGGAGACGUUUGUUUCAAGUGUUUUAAAAAUGACCCGCAUACAUUUCUGUUCCCUUAGGUUCUUCGAUGAGAAUGUGUUGUUGUUGUUGUUUUUUUUUUUUUAUCCAUCAUUGAAAUUCCCUUCUUCUCCUUGAUCGUGAAUCAUGUCGCCCUGCCCUAUCUAUCCUCUCUCUCUCUCUCUCUCUCUUGCAAAAUGUUGUUCAAUUGCAAAACGAAAAUAAUAAAUUGCAAGACACUGU